This is a messenger RNA of Peronospora matthiolae, 921 nucleotides long. The record is from the annotation of a GenBank genome assembly. NCBI's taxonomy places the organism in Eukaryota, Oomycota, Peronosporomycetes, Peronosporales, Peronosporaceae.
AUGCAGGUCAAGGUGAUUACUGGCGGGAAUCGAGUCAAGGACUAUGGCUACAUCGACGUGCCGGGCACCACCUCAACGGUCGCUGACUUGAAGCGCGCGUUCGAGAAGCACGCCGGCGUGUCGGUCGCUCGUCAGAGUCUCAAGUUGCAACAAGAUGCAGCUGGUAAGACGCUCGUGGCGUUGUCGGACGACGCUAAGUUGCUCCAAGACGUCGGCGUCACAGAUGGCGCAACAUUAGUGUUUCGUGAUUUGGGGCCUCAAAUUGGGUACCGCACGGUUUUUGUGCUGGAGUAUUUAGGACCAUUCCUAAUAGUGCUCGGGUACGCUGCUCGACCUGCUCUGAUUUACGGCCCAGAAGCAGCUCAAAAACCAUGGCACGUGGCCGCUCUAUUAGGAGUUGUCGCCUGGACUCUCCACUUUAUCAAGCGUGAGUCGGAGACGCUGUUUGUCCACCGGUUUAGUCGCCCGACAAUGCCAUUGCGCAACUUGUUCAAGAACUGCAGUUACUACUGGACUUUUGCGGCUGUCGUGGGCUUUCCAUUGUGUCAUCCAGAGUACACGGGACCGACGUCUCCAGUGCAGAUCGGGGCUGGCCUCGUGCUCAUGGGGAUCUCGGAGCUCCUGAACUUGUGCAUCCACGUGCAACUGCGGAAUUUGCGUCCGGCUGAAGGGUCCAAAGCUCGUCCCAUUCCAAAGGGACCGUUGUUUGCUUUGGUGUCGUGUCCCAAUUACACAUUUGAAGUGCUUGGCUGGGUCGGGUUCUCCUUGUUUACGCAAAUAGCAGCAAGCUACGUGUUUACGGCCGUGGGGUUGUUGCAAAUGGCGGAUUGGGCGUUGAAGAAACACGGCGGGUACUUGAAGAGCUACGGAGACGAGUACAAGAAGCUGCGCCGCAAAGCGAUUGUUCCGUUUGUUCUCUAA